Molecule: messenger RNA, 2155 nt
Organism: Sciurus carolinensis (gray squirrel)
Lineage: Eukaryota; Metazoa; Chordata; Mammalia; Rodentia; Sciuridae
Gene: Stip1
Product: stress induced phosphoprotein 1
Molecular function (GO): Hsp90 protein binding
Source: RefSeq, a predicted model, not a curated record
CCAGUGAGCAGGCGAGGAAGGGGCGGGCACCGGAGUCCCGGCAGCUUCUAGUAGGUUCCAGAAGGCGGCGCGUGCGGUUGGGAACGCGGAGCGGACGGGAACGCCGAGGGGACGGAUUCGAUUCAACGGGGUUCCGGGCCAGGCUAUGGAGCAGGUGAACGAGCUAAAGGAGAAGGGCAACAAGGCCCUGAGUGCCGGGAACAUCGACGACGCGCUGCAGUGCUACUCUGAGGCAAUCAAGUUAGAUCCUCAGAACCACGUGCUCUACAGCAAUCGAUCCGCAGCCUAUGCCAAGAGGGGGGACUACCAGAAGGCUUAUGAGGAUGGCUGCAAAACCGUCGACCUGAAGCCCGACUGGGCCAAGGGCUAUUCACGAAAAGCAGCAGCUCUUGAAUUCUUAAAUCGAUUUGAAGAAGCCAAGAGAACCUAUGAGGAAGGUUUAAAACAUGAAGCAAAUAACCCUCAGCUCAAAGAGGGUUUACAGAAUAUGGAGGCCCGGUUGGCAGAGAGGAAAUUCAUGAACCCUUUCAACAUGCCUAAUCUCUAUCAGAAGUUGGAAAGUGACCCCAGGACAAGGGCACUGCUUAGCGAUCCUACCUACCGGGAACUGAUAGAGCAACUGCGAAACAAACCGUCAGACUUGGCCACGAAACUACAAGAUCCCCGGAUCAUAACCACUCUCAGUGUCCUCAUUGGGGUUGAUCUGGGCAGUAUGGAUGAGGAAGAAGAGGCUGCAACACCCCCACCACCUCCUCCCCAAAAGGAAACCAAGCCAGAGCCGAUGGAAGAAGAUCUCCCAGAGAAUAAGAAGCAGGCACUGAAAGAAAAGGAGCUGGGGAAUGACGCCUACAAGAAGAAAGACUUCGACACAGCCUUGAAGCACUACGACCGGGCCAAGGAGCUGGACCCCACCAACAUGACUUACAUCACCAAUCAAGCAGCUGUAUACUUUGAAAAGGGCAACUACAAUAAAUGCCGGGAGCUUUGUGAGAGCGCCAUCGAAGUGGGGAGAGAGAACCGAGAAGACUAUCGACAGAUUGCCAAAGCUUAUGCGCGAAUUGGUAACUCCUACUUCAAAGAGGAAAAGUACAAGGAUGCCAUCCAUUUCUACAACAAGUCCCUGGCUGAGCACCGAACCCCGGAUGUGCUCAAGAAGUGCCAGCAGGCAGAGAAAAUCCUGAAGGAGCAAGAGCGACUGGCCUACAUCAACCCUGACCUGGCAUUGGAGGAGAAGAACAAGGGCAAUGAAUGUUUUCAGAAAGGGGACUACCCCCAGGCCAUGAAGCACUAUACCGAAGCCAUUAAGCGGAAUCCACGAGAUGCCAAACUGUACAGCAAUCGAGCUGCCUGCUAUACCAAACUCCUGGAGUUCCAGCUGGCCCUCAAGGACUGCGAGGAAUGUAUCCAGCUGGAGCCAACUUUUAUCAAGGGUUACACGCGGAAAGCAGCUGCCCUGGAAGCCAUGAAAGACUACACAAAAGCCAUGGAUGUGUACCAGAAGGCCCUGGACCUGGACUCCAGCUGCAAGGAGGCAGCAGAUGGCUACCAGCGCUGCGUGAUAGCACAGUACAACCGACAUGACAGCCCCGAGGACGUGAAGCGACGGGCCAUGGCCGACCCUGAGGUGCAGCAGAUAAUGAGCGACCCAGCCAUGCGGCUCAUCCUGGAACAGAUGCAGAAGGACCCCCAAGCACUCAGCGAACACUUAAAGAAUCCCGUAAUAGCGCAGAAGAUCCAGAAGCUCAUGGAUGUGGGUCUGAUCGCGAUUCGGUGAUGACUUGUUCAUCUCUUCCCUUCACCUUCUUGGAAAGACGAGCUGGGAUGGCGGCAGGCAGCAUGGUGCGGGGGGAGAGGGAGAAAGAGCAGCCUGUCUUUAUAUUUAUACCUGCCUACGGGGAAGACGCUGACCCAGCCGCCGCCCUGGGCCCUCUGAGCCCCGCAUGGUCUCCUCACUGCUGCCCUUGGGUUCCGUGUCUCCUUCCCUGCCCCCUCAGUCGCUGUCUCGGCUGCUCCCCAUAGUUAGUUAUUUUUUAUUUGGGGCAGUGGGCAUAUGUGGGGAGGGGAGGGUGUUCUUCCCAACCUGGGGUCCCAGCUGUCUUCACAUUGUUAACUCCACGCCUUCUCCAAUAAAAUAAGCCAAUCAGGUGUGGUGACA